Molecule: messenger RNA, 2612 nt
Organism: Aedes albopictus (Asian tiger mosquito)
Lineage: Eukaryota; Metazoa; Arthropoda; Insecta; Diptera; Culicidae
Gene: Pp2A-29B
Product: serine/threonine-protein phosphatase PP2A 65 kDa regulatory subunit
Exons: 6
Coding region: 225-2009 (594 amino acids)
Biological process (GO): protein dephosphorylation
Cellular component (GO): protein phosphatase type 2A complex; cytoplasm
Molecular function (GO): protein binding; protein phosphatase regulator activity
Source: RefSeq, a predicted model, not a curated record
GUCCAUCGAAAUCGGCGGACUCGAAAAGUGACAUUUUUCAUUCAUCUCUUGUGUGCGCUGCACCACACACUCCUUUCUAUCGGUUGCGCGAUUUCAGGGAAGAGCGAAGGCAGGAGAAAAAAGUUUUAUCACCGUGUGAAAUUCCGUCGGAAAAAGUAGCGGAAACGUUCCGGAACCAGUGCGAAAACCAAACCCCAACAGAACAGCGAGCGCACAUACAAAACAUGGCUGCCAGUACGAGCGGUGAUAAAGCGGCGGAUGAUUCACUUUACCCGAUCGCGGUGCUAAUCGAUGAGCUCAAGAACGAGGAUAUUCAGCUGCGCCUAAACUCCAUCAAGAAGCUGUCGACUAUUGCCCUGGCCCUGGGCGAAGAGCGCACCCGCACUGAGUUGAUCCCGUUCCUGACGGAAACCAUCUACGAUGAGGAUGAAGUGCUUCUGGCGCUGGCGGAGCAGUUGGGCAACUUUACCGCCCUGGUCGGCGGUCCUGACUACGCCAUGUAUCUGAUUCCUCCGCUGGAAUCGUUGGCCACCGUUGAGGAAACCGUAGUCCGCGAUAAGGCCGUCGAAUCGCUGCGGAUUGUGGCCGCUCAGCACAGUGCCCAGGAUUUGGAAGUGCACGUUGUCCCAACGCUGCAGCGACUGGUUUCGGGAGAUUGGUUCACAUCCCGCACCUCGGCCUGCGGACUGUUCUCGGUUUGCUACCCAAGGGUGUCGGCCGCGGUCAAAGCCGAACUGAGGAACAACUUCCGGCAGCUGUGCCAGGACGAAACACCCAUGGUUCGACGGGCUGCCGCUGGAAAGCUGGGUGAAUUCGCCAAGGUCGUCGAGCUGGAGUAUCUGAAAUCGGACUUGAUUCCCAUGUUUGUGCAGAUGGCCCAGGACGAUCAGGAUUCAGUUCGUCUGUUGGCCGUGGAGGCUUGCGUCAGCAUUGCCCAGCUGCUGCCCCAGGAUGAUGUUGAACACAGCGUCAUGCCAACUUUGCGCCAGUGCGUCAAUGAUUCUUCGUGGCGAGUUCGGUACAUGGUGGCGGAGAAGUUCACCGGCUUGCAGAAGGCUGUUGGACCGGAAAUCACUAAAACCGAUCUUGUUCCGGCAUUCCAAUACCUGCUGAAGGACACUGAAGCUGAAGUUCGCGCUUCGGCUGCAACCAAGGUGACCGAAUUCUGCGCCAACCUGGAGAAGAGCAGCCAAGAGCAGAUCAUCAUGACUUCGAUUUUGCCCUACGUCAAAGAGCUGGUGGCCGACCCAAACCAACACGUCAAAUCGGCACUCGCUUCGGUCAUCAUGGGGCUCAGCCCGAUUUUGGGCCGCAACAACACCAUCGAGCAUCUGCUGCAACUGUUCCUGAUCCAGCUCAAGGACGAGUGGCCAGAAGUUCGACUUAACAUCAUUUCCACACUGGACUGCAUCAACGAUGUCAUCGGAAUUCAACAAUUGUCGCAAUCGCUGCUGCCGGCCAUCGUCGAGCUGGCCGAGGAUUCCAAGUGGCGCGUCAGGCUGGCAAUCAUCGAGUACAUGCCGCUCUUGGCCGGACAGCUCGGGCAGGAAUACUUCAAUCAGAAACUGCGCGAUCUCUGCUUCAACUGGUUGAAUGACCACGUGUACGCCAUUCGCGAAGCCGCCACACUGAACAUGAAGAAGAUCGUACAGACGUUCGGGACGCAGUGGGCCGAAACCAACAUCAUCAACCAGAUUUUGGUCAUGUACAAGAACAACAACUAUCUGCACAGAAUGACCUGCCUGUUCUGCAUCAACGCCCUGGCCGACGUCGUCGGAGCGGACAUCAUCAUGCGGCUGUUCCUGCCAACGAUCAAGGUCCUCUCGACGGAUCCGGUCGCGAACGUGCGCUUCAAUGUGGCCAAGACGCUGCAAAAGUUGUCCCCAUUCCUGGACCAGGCCGCCAUCGAUGAGCACGUCAAACCGAUCCUGGAGAAGCUGAACACCGACACGGACGUCGAUGUCAAGUAUUUCGCCUCGGAGGCGAUGGUUGGAAUUGCUGCCGCCUAAAUAGUGAAUCCGGGAUGAAUUUUGUAUGCAUUGUUAAUGUGUAAGCUAGGAGGAAAUAAAUCCAUUAUUAAUUCAGCGAUAUACCUUCAGCAGACUACUUAUCCAACUAGACAAAGGUGAGAAAUCAAUUGCAAAUUGGAAAUUGUGUUUAGAUAAAGAAAAACGUCGUACAUGGAAAAUGAAAAUUCUAAACUAUUUUGAACCCAAAAUGCUUGACAUGGGCGUAGUUUUAUACUCACAUUAAAAAUUACACAAUGAAUCAUUUCGCAUUGCUGAGAAAACAUUGAAACACUGAUAGCAGGUAGUAUCUGCCAUCAAAGUGGACGCAUUUUUUGGAAUCAUCACUAAGUUACGUGGUUAUUAAAACAUCCUUUUUUCAUUUGUCGAUUUUCGGGACGAAAGUUUAUUGCAAAAUACGUGGUAAUCCGCUAUAAAUCAAGCAAAUUCAAAAGAAAUGAAAAUAAAACAAGAUAAUAUGACAUACACACAAGAACCGAAAGUAUAUCCAAUUACAUUAACUUAGUUUAAGUUUACAAUUUAAUGGUAAACACACGUAACAUUUAAGGAAAUAAUUUAACAAACAAUAAAAGUCCAAUAAAGGAA